Molecule: messenger RNA, 4927 nt
Organism: Syngnathoides biaculeatus (alligator pipefish)
Lineage: Eukaryota; Metazoa; Chordata; Actinopteri; Syngnathiformes; Syngnathidae
Gene: sun1b
Product: Sad1 and UNC84 domain containing 1b
Exons: 23
Coding region: 623-3754 (1043 amino acids)
Biological process (GO): nuclear envelope organization
Cellular component (GO): meiotic nuclear membrane microtubule tethering complex; nuclear envelope
Molecular function (GO): protein-membrane adaptor activity
Source: RefSeq, a predicted model, not a curated record
UGUCGUGGAGCGAAUGACGUCGCUUCCCACCACCCAGAGGUCGUAUUUUGUUUUCAAGUUUAAGAGGAAAAAAUAAAUAAAUUCAAAAAAAAAAAACAAAACAACAACAGCAGCAGCUGAACGACGGUCUUGCACGUGGUGGCGUCCGAGCAAGCACCGCCAUUGCGGCUCGCUAAUGUCAGGUCACAAUGAAGUGAUUGUCGACGGGGGCGAGUGUGAUUGAAAGCCGCUCGUGUCAGCGGAGGCCGCCCCGGGCAGCUGUCAGGCGCACAUUGGCUCCUCCAAUAGAUUCGAAGCGGUGGGAGGAUCAGGAUCAGCAACGGCAGCGGCAGCAGCAUCAGAGCAGCCUUCCUUGUGGCUUUGUCCGCCCGGGAAGCCAUUUUGGAAACUCGGGUUUGUCGGACUCUGCCCCUCGCUGCAGUUUUGCAACUCGCGACAGACGCUUUCGUGCCCCCUUUUUUUUGGGGUUUUUUUUUUUGUUUGUUUUUGUACCCGAUCCCGGAAUGCCGGGGAAGGAAGUUUUGCCCACCGACAUCCGUCAGUGGGUGUUGUGCGUUCGGGAGCCGCUGUAGGAUGAGCGAACCCGUCCACGGACUCGCAUAAACGGUCUAAACAAAGAAGAAUGACCAUGGAUUUUUCCCAACUGCACACAUACGCGCCGCCACAGUGCGCCCCAGAGAACACCGGCUAUACCUACUCCCUCAGCUCCAGCUACUCGACGGCAGCGCUGGAGUUUGAGAAGGAGCACCAGAUCGCUCCGGUCUACGAGUCGCCCAGGAUGUCGCGGCGGAGCCUGCGUCUGCAAACUGUUACUGGUCAUCAUGGCAACAACAGUCUUAUGGACUACACUCAGAAGCAGAGCAGCUACACGACCAGGAAGGAGUCACGGACCCUGCGCAGCAGAAAGCUGCAUUCCAGCUCCAACGCAAUGUCUUUGUCCCUGAGCCAAGCUGGCACACCCGGGAGAGACCUCAGCUUCUCCGCCGUCAGCACGCCGAUUAACAGCGCCACCAUGGUGGAGGAAAGCCACGCCGCGUUUGACGUCGGCCCGCACGCGACGGCGGCGGCGGACCAGGCGCGGCUGAGACAGCGCACCGUCACGGCGAGCGUAACCACGACGACCGUCGACGGCAUCUGGGGCAGGUCGUCCCAUUCCGAGCGCAACUCAUCGAGCGUCAACGGCGACGUCGCCGCUUCCAACGGGUACAUCUGUAAGGACUGCUCCUUCCACUCUCAGUCGAGCGAGUCCCUCGUCGCACACUCGUCACAAAUGUCGUCGUCGUCGUCCCACGCCGCCGAGGCCUGCACGGAUGCACUCUCCUAUUCGUCGUCACCUUUUACGAGUAUUUACUCCCGAGACCGGAGUCGCAAAAGUAAGACAGGUGUCCUCGCGUUGGUGUCGAAUUCGUGUGCGCGCCUGAGCAAAAAAGUCAUGGCUCCUUUCGUGUCCAUCUUGGCGACGGUCUGCAGCGGCGUCCUCUGGCUGCGCACGCGUACCAAAAGCGGGACGCAAAGCGCCGCAGGUGUCUUGGCGUCGUGCACGGACUCGCUGAGACAAACGGCGUCCUCCGGUUUGUCCCAAGUGUGGCUCCUCCAGCGCAGGAUGAAGGGCGACAGCUCUCAAGACUCUCAGGUUCAAGCUCACUCGAGUUACUGCGGCAGCGUGAACGUCAAAGAUGUGGUGACGGGAGAUUCAUCACAUCUCAAUCUCAACGGUUCCCUAUGCGACGACUGCAAAGGCAAGCAGCACUCUUCGACGCACGCCGUCCCGCUGACGCGGUCGUCCAGGUCUCGGCGCCUGGCGGGGGCGCUUUGGAGCCUUCUGGCUGGCGCAGGUUCCUGCCUCCUGCAGCCGGGUCAUUGGGCGGUAAAAGGUGCCCAAUCUUUGGGCUCCGGCGCUGGCGCGCUGGCACAGGGGCUGCUCGCAGUGCUUUGGGCAAUUCUAGCAGCUCCGGUGAAGACAGGCCGCGGUCUCCUGUGGUUUCUUGUCUGUGGCUGGUACCAUCUUGUGUCCCUCAUGUCUGUUGUCAACGUCUUCGUUCUGACACGAUGCCUCCCCCUACUGUGGAAGCUGCUCCUCCUCCUCCUGCCCCUCCUCCUCCUCUUAGCUUUGUGGCUGUGGGGGCCGUCCUCCGCCUCCUUGGUCGGUUUCCUCCCAGCCGUGAACCUCAGCGAGUGGCGCGCUUCCUCUCCCGUCGCCUACCUGUCCAAAUUGUUGCCAGAGUCCGCGCUGGAGUCUCUCCUGGGCCAGCCCUUACCUCCCGUAUCGCAAACGCUGCCAAUUGUGGUCCCUGGCGUGGACUUGACGCGCCUUGAACGUCUGGAGCGGCAACUGGCUCUGCUGUGGGAGCGAGUCCAGCAGAGUGACCAGAAGCAGGAGGAGCACCACACCAGCAUACUGGCUCUGUACAAAAGCCUGCGCGAGAAGCUCCACGCCGAGACCGACAGGGAGACGCUGGAACUGUGGACGGCGUCCCUGCUGGAGCAGAGGCUGGCGGUUGUGCGAGGGGAGCUCAAACAGGACCAGGCCCGCAGGGAGCAGAGCGAAGAGCAGCUGAAAGCGUUUCAAGGGAGUCAAACGACGCGGUUAGCUGACUUGGAGUUGCUGCUCGACGCUCUGGCUGCCAAGACCAAGGAGGUGGAAGAGAAGCAGCAACAGUAUGAACUUCACAAGAAGAAAACGGAACAAGUAGUUGUUGCUCCAACAGUAGACUCGCCUGUUUCUAGUGUUGGCGUGAAGCAGGAGGAACACGACGCGCUGCUGGGCGAGGUGCAAAGACUCGAGUUGGACUUGGGGAAAAUCCGGCAGGACCUGCAGGGCGUCCUGGGCUGCAAGGGCAAGUGCGAGCAGCUGGACUCGCUGCAGGAGACGAUAACCACUCAGGUGUCCUCCCAAGUCCGCAAGGAGUUGCAGGUUCUGUUCUUCGGCGGCGUGGCGCAAGGCGAGCUGCCGGAGUCUUUGGUCCUCUGGCUGUCGCGGCGCUACGUGAGCGCGCCCGACCUGCGCGCGUCGCUGGCCGCCCUGGAGCGCGGCAUCCUGGGCAACGUUUCGCGGCAGCUGGAGCUGAACCGCGCCCAGACCGUCGGCGAGGCCGAGGUUAAGGCGGCGUCCGUCGCCGGCGCGGUGACCGGCUCGGUGCAGAGCGUCGCCUCUACCGAGGGCCUGUCGGAAGAGCAAGUAAACGUGAUCGUCCAGAAUGCGCUGAGGCUUUACUCUCAGGACAGGACCGGUCUGGUGGACUACGCCCUGGAGUCCGGAGGUGGUAGCAUCCUCAGCACUCGCUGCUCCGAGACGCACGAAACCAAGACGGCCCUCAUGAGUCUGUUCGGCGUUCCCCUCUGGUACUUCUCCCAGUCCCCUCGCGUUGUCAUCCAGCCUGACGUGUACCCGGGCAACUGCUGGGCGUUCAAAGGCUCGCAGGGUUACCUGGUGAUCCGGCUUUCCAUGAGAAUCCGGCCCACGUCCUUCUGCUUGGAGCACAUUCCCAAAGCGCUGUCCCCCACUGGAAACAUCACGAGCGCCCCGCAGAACUUCACAGUCUUUGGUCUCGAUGACGAGUACCAGGAAGAAGGCCAGUUGCUCGGUCACUACACCUACCAAGAAGCCGGCGAAUCACUUCAAACCUUCCCUGUUAAGGAGCCGACGGAAAAGUCCUUCCAGAUCAUGGAGGUGCACGUGCUGUCCAACUGGGGCCAUCCCGACUACACCUGCCUGUACCGCUUCCGAGUCCACGGGGAGCCUCGGCCCCAGUGAACCAACCCGACCGGCCGCGACGCACCCACACGCCGCAGAAAUACGCUACGAUUCCAUACCGUGGACAGCAAAGGCGCGCUACAAAAGAAAGCGGGCCCACCGAAAGUCGGAGAUGGAGUUUUUAGUCCAAAUGGAGACUUUUUACGAGAAGAACUGAAGUGGAAAAUCUUUUAAAUGUGUAAAGACACCUCUUGCACUGAAUGACCGUCGGGGGGCACGAGUCUCUCUCCCCCCCCCCCGCGACCCAAACUAAAAUGGAACCCGGGCCUUUCCCCUCGCGCCACACCGCGUAGCGGUUUGGGCUCUUUUGUAGUCCGUAACGUCCCGUUCGGAUCUGGCCGGCGGUCGCGCCGUCGUCCUCCCAUUUCAUUUUUUGCGGACGGAGAUGUUUUUUUCUACUGUGCGACGCACGCACGCGACAAAACCACUUGAGGUUUUCCUUCUGCUCUGUAUAUCGACCAGCAUAGACAAAAAUCUGCGUGAGUGUGUGGUUUUUGUUUUUCAUGUCCGCUUUCACGAGCACUGGCUCUGAAAGUCACGUGACCGGAUCUCGUAUCGGUAAUCAAUUCAGAAUGGUUAGAAUCUAAUCUGCUCGGGUGUUUUUAUUUUUUUUUUUUUCCUUUUUUUUACAUUUUCUGUUCUGGUCUGACUUCAGCUAAAUUUCCCGCUCUCCUUCAUCUGAGACCCGGACCGAAUGUAAUCUGUAUAUUUUUAAAUCCAUCAUAUAGUUUGUAUUUUUAUGACGUCUGCUUUUUUUUUUUUUUUUUUUUUUGGCUUUUAUCAGUGUUGAAUUUUAUCAGAGCGACCCAUCGUGAUUAUUUUACCCGCUGUUUUUUUUUUGUUUUGGGGGGGGUUGAUGAUAUUUUUGUAAUGAUGCACUGCAGAUUUGGUCGUCAACAGCAGGUUGACCUUCGAUUAAUUGGCCGUGUCACUCGUCAUUUUAAUUGAAAAUAUAAGUGAUUGCCUGAAUUAUGUAUAAAAGUUUCCUUUUUUUAAUUUAUUAAUUGCGGUAUACGAGUGUCUGCCAUGUAUAUUUUGUUGAAAUAUUUUCAGUGCAUUUUUGGAAGCAUCUUGGGUUUUUCUUUUUUUUUGGGGAAGAAAAAAUGGUAAAUGGCUAUUUUUUGUUCUGUUUUAAAACAAGUGCUUUGGAAAAUAUUCCAAUAAAGAAUUUAA